Merops nubicus (carmine bee-eater) is the source of this 1048-nucleotide messenger RNA. RefSeq names its product C4b-binding protein alpha chain-like. Lineage: Eukaryota; Metazoa; Chordata; Aves; Coraciiformes; Meropidae. Gene Ontology annotation, biological process: negative regulation of complement activation, classical pathway. The record is from RefSeq and is a predicted model, not a curated record. The annotation marks the transcript as partial. The transcript has 8 exons.
ACGCGUGCCCGCCGCCCAGCAGGCUGUACUACGCAGAGCUGGAGGAGAGCUUCGCCGCGGCACAGAGCUUCCCGGUGGGCACCACGGUGUCCUACGCCUGCCGGCCGGGCUAUCGAGCCAUCCCCGGCAGGUCGCCCAGGCGGACGUGUGGGGCAGACUUGCAGUGGUCCCCCGUGGAGCAGUUCUGCACAGAGAGAAGCUGUAACCAUCCAGGAGAAUUAGAUCAUGGUUAUGUUCACGUGACAAAUCUUACAAUUAAUUCAAAAGCUACUUUUUCUUGUGAAAGAGGAUUCAGAUUAAUUGGAACUGAUCAAAGUACCUGUGUAAUUAUGAAUAAAGCUGUUGGCUGGGAUCGAGAGCUUCCUUUCUGUGAAAGAAUUCCUUGUGAACCCCCUCCAAGCAUCGCCAACGGGCGCUACACUGAAGCAGAGCAUUAUUUUUAUCAGUCAUCAGUAACCUACUCGUGUGAUGAUGUCCCAGGAGGCACAGAUCCCUUCUCCCUCAUUGGCCCAGCUACUAUCUUCUGCACACAGGAUGAGCACUUCAAUGGUGUUUGGAGUGAACAGCCUCCACAAUGUAGAGUGGUCAAAUGUGAUAACCCGAGCAUUGAAAAUGGAAGAAAAUCAUCUGGAUUUACACCUCCCUAUAGGUAUAAGGCCUCAGUCACCUUUGAGUGUAAUCCAGGCUAUUUCAUGGUUGGAUCCAGAAUAAUCACCUGUCAAGAGAACAGCACCUGGUCUCCAAAACCAGCUUGUGAAAAAAGCAGGUCUGAAAGUCCUGGUUCUGCUCCACACAUAAAAUAUGGUAGUAUAGUUGGUGGCCGAAACGAGUCGUAUUCUGUGGGGGAUUUUAUUACCAUUGAAUGUUACCCAGGCUACACGUUACACGGUGAAGCUCGCAUCCAGUAUAUUGGAGAAAACCAGUGGGUUCCUGGAGUGCCAACUUGCCAGUUAAGUGGGUAUAUUACAGCCAUCAUCUGUUUGAUUGUGGCAAUUGUGGUGUUGCUGGCAGCCUUCUGGGUCUAUAAGAAAUUCUUUUCACAAAAUGG